AUGGCUCAGUACAACACCAAGAUUUCCGACAUCCCCAAUCCUCCAUCCGACACGGUUUCGGAGGUGGCAUUCAGCCAGAUGCACGGCCUGAUGGCUGCAUCCAGCUGGGAUGGCACUGUCCGAACAUAUGACCUGGAAAAUCUAUACAGUCCAAAUACCAGUGUUGUGAAUCUGAACAAGCCUCUUCUUACUUGUUGCUUCAGCAAGGAGACACCUUCGCUAGCUUUUGCAGGCGCUGCAGACGGAAGCCUCCAAAUAGUGGAUCUGCAAACCAGCCAGGUGUCGUCCUUCCAAGCACAUAAUGCAGGAGUCAGGUCUGUAAGGUGCUUUUCGAACAUGCUGGUCACCGGAUCGUGGGAUAAAACGGUCAAGUUUUGGGAUACCCGGUCCUCAAAGCUUGUGUUUUCUCUGGAUCUCCCAGGGAAAGUCUAUGCCAUGGACCUUGAGAAGGAAAUGCUUGCCAUGUCUCUUUCCGGAAAUGAGGUAGCAACAUACAAUCUGAACGACAUAAACCAAAAGAAAACGCAUGCAUCCAAGCUGAACUGGAUGAUUAGGUCUAUUGCCUGUGCCCAGGACAAUGAGACCUUUGCGCUGGGGGGGAUAGAAGGAAAGGCAGAGAUAUUCAACAUCAACUCUCCUGUGAAGAAGAUGAUCUUUAGAUGCCACAGGGUUGACAACAAGGUCUAUGCCGUCAAUUCUGUAUCAUUCCUACCUACUAAUCACAACAUAUUGGUUACUGCAGGCGGCGAUGGCACCAUCGUAUUUUUUGAUGCACAGGCAAGAAUGAAAAUAUUUACCCAGACAGAGAGCCAGCCUGUAACAUGCGGUAGAUUCAAUACCAGCGGAAGCUAUUAUGUCUAUGCCACCGGGAAUGAUUGGUCUGCAGGAUACGUGACAACAUACAGGCCUACGCAACUUAGAGCUAUCCAGGUUAGCACCACGGGCGUAAAAAUAUGA
Molecule: messenger RNA, 957 nt
Organism: Encephalitozoon cuniculi GB-M1
Lineage: Eukaryota; Fungi; Microsporidia; Unikaryonidae
Product: RNA export factor GLE2
Exons: 1
Coding region: 1-957 (318 amino acids)
Molecular function (GO): ubiquitin binding
Source: RefSeq, marked provisional